This is a messenger RNA of Bombyx mandarina (wild silkworm), 441 nucleotides long. RefSeq lists its product as hypothetical. The record is from RefSeq and is a predicted model, not a curated record. NCBI's taxonomy places the organism in Eukaryota, Metazoa, Arthropoda, Insecta, Lepidoptera, Bombycidae.
AUGAUCGCUUUUAAAACAACAGUCGUCCUUCUCUUAGUAGCGCUCGCCAGCGCUCGGCCUUCUGAAGAAUGGGAGCCCGAAGGCCACACGCACACAGAACACACGAAGCCGUACCAUGUGACCGUGGUGAAGAAGAUCGGAGUUCCGAUUCCCCAUCCGGUGGCUGUGUCGGUCCCGCAGUACGUGAAGGUGCCCAUACCUCAACCCUACCCGGUCCACGUCACAGUGGAGCAACCUAUCCAUGUACCUGUUUAUAAGGUUGUCCACCAAGUUGUUGAAAAACCAGUACCGUACACGGUCGAGAAACCAGUGCCCUAUGAAGUCGAAAAGCCUUAUCCCGUUGAGGUCGAAAAAAAAGUAGAGGUGCCCAUCCCUAAACCCUACCCCGUCCAUGUACCCGUGUACAAACACAUCUACCACCAUAAGGGAGGUAAACACUAA